This is a messenger RNA of Xiphophorus maculatus (southern platyfish), 4685 nucleotides long. It is a transcript of the gene nisch, whose product is annotated as nischarin. The transcript has 28 exons. Bases 113 to 4381 code for a protein of 1422 amino acids. Lineage: Eukaryota; Metazoa; Chordata; Actinopteri; Cyprinodontiformes; Poeciliidae. Gene Ontology annotation, molecular function: integrin binding; protein kinase binding; phosphatidylinositol binding. The record is from RefSeq and is a predicted model, not a curated record. Gene Ontology annotation, cellular component: cytoplasm.
CAGCUGCUGCAUCAUAACAAACAUGGCGGCGGGUUCUCUGUGACGCGGUUUUAAUUAAAUGUCGGCUUUUUAAACGCUCUAGUCGGUUCGGCGUGUUUCUCCGCAGAUCAGGAUGGAGCACGGCCCUUUUCCAGAGGCGGUUCCGGCCCGGAAGGUGACUGUGGUCGGUUCGGAGCUGGUGGAGAGCUACACGGUCUACAUCAUCGAUGUAACGGACGGUCUGCACCGGUGGACGGUGAAGCACCGCUACAGCGAUUUCUACGAGCUGCAUGAGAAGCUGACGGCAGAAAAGAAGGUGGACCGCCAUCUGCUUCCUCCCAAGAAGAUCCUGGGGAAGAACUCCAAGAGUCUCGUGGAGCGGCGGCAGAAGGAGCUGGAGCUCUACCUGCAGACGCUGCUGCAGCAGUUUCCAGAGGCCACGCCCGCUCCGCUCGCCUACUUCCUGCACUUCCACCUCUAUGAGAUUAAUGGCAUCACAGCAGCGCUGGCGGAGGAGCUCUUCCAUAAAGGGGAGCAGCUGCUGCAGGCAGGAGAGGUGUUUUCCCUGCGUCCGCUCCAGCUUUACUCCGUCUCCCAGCAGCUCCGCCUGGCCACGCCCACCUGCCUCAGCGGAGACGCCAGAACGGACCUGGGACACAUCCUGGACUUCACCUGCAGGCUGCGCUACCUCAAGAUUUCAGGGAGCAGAGGUCCAGUAGGAACCAGUAACAUCCAGGAGACCAGUCUCCCCUUCGACCUGUCAGUGUUCAAGUCCCUGCUGCAGAUUGAGAUCAGCGACUGCAGCUCGCAGCAGAUCCAGGGCCUGCCGUCCCUGAGGGCCAGCUUGGCUACACUGAACCUCCACCGCUCUACUGGGUCCAUGAUGUCCGUCCUCGUCCCAGAGGCCAGCGAGUUCCCGCAGUGGGAACCUGAGGGGGCGGAGCCUGGCUGUCCUGUCACGGCGCUGGUUCCUAUCUGGAGACACCUGACCACGCUGGACAUGAGCCACAACCGCAUCGGCGCCGUCGAUGACUCAGUGAAACUCAUCCCAAAGGUGGAGUUCCUGGAUCUGAGCUACAACCAGCUGUCGUCUGUGGAGAACCUGCAGCACCUCUACAGCUUGGUGCAUGUGGACCUGAGCUACAACCGCCUGCGCAGCCUGGAGGCGGCUCACACGCGGCUGGGGAACAUCAAGACGCUGAGCCUGGCGGGGAACCAGCUGGAGACGCUCAGUGGCCUCUCCAAGCUCUACUCUCUGGUCAACCUGGACCUGAGCCACAAUCAACUGGCACAGCUGGAGGAGAUCAGGAACAUCGGAGCUCUGCCCUGCUUGGAGAAGCUCAACCUGUCCAGUAACCCCAUGUGCAUCAUCCCAGACUACAGAACCAAGGUUCUGGCCCAGUUUGGGGACCGGGCAGCAGAGGUGAGCCUGGACUGCAGAGCGACGACGGAGAAGGAGCUGGACACGGUGGAAGUGCUGAAAGCCAUUCAGAAAGCCAAAGAGGUCAAAGAUCGCAUGAGCAGCAGCGAUAAGAAGAUCAGUGAGGACUCCAGGGCGUCUGCAGCUCCUCCUGCCUCCUCCUCUUCCUCCUCUUCGUCCUGCCCCAGCCAAGGACUGACCAGCAGAGAGGACGACCCCGACCCCCCUGACACCCCUCCCCCUCUGGACGCCAAACCCCCUCCCAACAUCGCCGACACACACCUCCUGUCUGCUGAACCUGCUCAGGUAAAACGUUCUGCUGUCAGCCAGCCUGAACAGCCACUCCCAACAGCGAACACGGCUUCUUCCUCUGCAGCCGUCUGCUGUUUCUGCUCAGCUUGCUUUUCCAGUCCCCUGGAGGUCUGCUGCUCCGCCUGCAGCGCCACCUGCUGUCCGCUGCUCCCCUCUGCUCUAUUCGCCCUGUCCAACAAAGACUUCAGUACCCAGCUCUCCCAGCGGCUCGGCUCCAUCCUGAGGGAGCAGAAGACGAAGAGAGGAGAGGAAGAGGAGCAGGAAGAGCAGAGGUCUGAUUCCAAAGACGUUCGGUCUGAAGUGCAGAGCACCGACGUCGGCGGUCGCAGUCUAAGCUCCAGGGACGGCUACUUUGAGAUGGGCCUGGAUGACUCUGGGGAGGAGCUGGUUGGCUCCGCCCCCUUCCCGGAGGGGGAGGAGCCUGGCGUCCGGCUGGAGGAGCCGAGCGAGGAACAGCUGGAGGUUCGGGUUCGCAGAGUUCUGUGGUGCUGCUGUGUCCUGGUCGGCCAGGAGGUGAAGCAGAGGGGGGCAUGUCUGGUUCUGACGGACCGGCUGCUGGCGCUGCUUCUCUGGUCACAUGACUCCCUGUCAGCCAAUCAGAAGAGAGGCCCAGACCAGAGUCCAGAUGUGGAGGAGGUUCUGUCGGGUCUCCAGGCGGAUCUGCUGGUACCAUACUCCCAGGUUCUGCUGAACUGCCCAGCCGAGCUGCCGGACUGCUGCCUCUCGUUUGGAAUCAAAACGGGUCAGAACCGCUGGUUCAUCUUCUCUGAGGCCGAGGAGGUCCGACAGGCCAGAACCGAGCUGAACGGGCUGCUUCAGGACCCCUCGGACCUCCCAGCUCCUCCUCUUCCUCGGCUCCUUCCUCCUUCGCUCCUCAGCCCCUGGGAGGCGGAGGAGAGUCUUUCAGCUCGGGGAGGAUUCCCCGCCCACAUCCUCUGCUCCUCUUUCUCUUCUCCCUCCUCUUCCUCGCCGGCCUCAGGCUCCGCCCAGCUCUCCUCUGAUCUCGGGCCAGAGGACGCCGGCCUCCUGUCGCUCCUCUUCCUCACGCCCAGAACCCUCUGGGUUCUCCGGAUGGACUUCAGGCAGCCGUGGACGGACCGUCCCCCUGUCCACCUGUCGUCCUCUUCGUCAUCCUGGUGCAGGCUGGUCCGUUUGGCUCUCAGCUCGGUUCUCCUUCACCCCGACCACAGAGAGAUGGGAGACGGACCCGACCGCGUUUCCUGUCCAGACCCGCAGCACUGCCUCAGGAGGAGCCACUCUGUGGAUCUGCUGGCUGGAGGUCGGAGGCUGCUGCUGCUCUUCCCUCUGGCCCAGGACAGGAGCUCCUUCCUGGGGGAGCUGAGCCAGAGGAGAGCCUCUCUGGAGGGGCUGAAGGUGGUGGCGCUGCCCCGGCCCUGCAGGCCCUGCCUGGGCCCAGCCGGAUCCGGCUGCUGCAGAACCAAGGAGCCCUGCUGCUGCUGCAGCGACAGGAAGUCAGGCUGCAGCAGUCGAGACUCAUUGACACUCCAAGAUGAGGAGAACCAGCCGCCGCCCCACCUGGUCCCGGGCCUCUCACCUGGACUGAAGCUCCUGGCCGGACUCAGAGGCCAGCAGCUGCUCUCCUACUUCAGCAGAUACGUAGCUCAGUCGCAGGCCGAGGAGCUGAGGCAUGUCUGCUGGCUCUCUGUGCUGCUCUACAAGACUCCAGGAAGUGAGGUCACUUCCUGCCUGCUGCUGUCCACCGAGGCCAUCUACUUCCUGCUGGACGACUCCGUCCCGCCGCUGCAUCCCCACUCAGGGACGGACGCCGAGACGAGUCUCUGCAGCUGCCUGAGCGUCCGGCUGGCUGAGCUGCAGGCCGUCAACGUGGGACUGUUUGACCAGAACUUCAGGGUGGUAGGACGCUCUGCGGACCAGGUGGUCUGCUGUCUCAGCAGGGACGGCUACGGGACCGGCGUCUUCCUGCAGCGGCUGAUGGCGGCUCUCAGCCUGCAGCAGCAGCAGCGUCCGCCCCAACCCGACCCAUCCGACCAGGACUUCUACUCCCAGUUCACUGGGAAGAUGCAGAACUACGAGCUGGUCCACAGCAGCAGGGUGCGCUUCAUUUACCCCAGCGACGAGGAGAUGGGCGACCUGACCUUCAUCGUGUCAGAGAGGAAAACUUCUGCCAGCGCCCCGCCUCCGUCCUCCUGCAGCAUCCUGCUCUACCUGCUCGUCUUCCAGGUCCAGAUGCCCAGCCAGCCGUCCACUGAGCGGUCUCCGGUCCUCCAGCCCCGGACGUUGGUCCUCACCGGGACGGACGUGUUCCUGCUGGACGAGGACUACGUCAGCUACCCUCUGCCGGACUUCGCCAAGGAGCCGCCGUCCAGAGGGCGCUACCAGCUGUGUGAGGCCCGACGGAUCCGGGACCUGGACCGGGUUCUGCUGGGCUACCAGCCCUACCCCCAGGCCUUGACCCUGGUGUUUGACGACCUGCCGGGUCCGGACCUGCUCUGCCACCUGACCAUGGACCACUUCGCCCCUGCCGGCGAGGAGGCUCCGCCCCCGGGGGGCGUGGCCGGCGGCCAGGGCGAGGUGCAGUGGUGCGUCUUUGUGCCGGGGGGCGACAGCAGGGAGCGGCUGAUCUCGCUGCUCGCCCGCCAGUGGGAGGCGCUGUGCAGCCGGGAGCUUCCUGUCGAGCUCACCGGCUGAUUGGAUGAUGGGGACCACUGUCGCCAUGGAGACCACUGUCUGUACCUGGGGGCGCUCCUAGUGGACCCGACUCUGGUUGAAGGUAUUUCUCGAUGUCUGUUGCUAGAAGCGCUGAAGAUUCAGAGCCGCUCGUUUUUAAAAACAGGAAGUGAAACGAAUGGACUGGUGUUGCACUGCAGGGGGCGCUGCAGCUCGACCACAGGAGUCUAACGGUCAAUAUUAUGUUGAUGCACUGCAAAAACAUAAAAUCUUACUAAUUAAUUUUGGUCUAGUUUCUAGCGCAAAUAUCUUAGUCCUCUUCAAA